Molecule: messenger RNA, 2844 nt
Organism: Amphibalanus amphitrite
Lineage: Eukaryota; Metazoa; Arthropoda; Thecostraca; Balanomorpha; Balanidae
Exons: 13
Coding region: 491-2593 (700 amino acids)
Molecular function (GO): gamma-tubulin binding; identical protein binding
Source: RefSeq, a predicted model, not a curated record
UGCUGAUCGGAAGCAAGGCCGUAUAAAUCGGAAGAGCUUUCCUGUCGCCUAGCAACGAAAAAGCAGCGUCUUGGAGGUUUCUGAUAGUAUUUUUCCAGACUCUUUUUGAAAAAAAAACGUCGAGCAUUUGAGUUGGGCUCGAAACAUUUUUCUUCUUCUUUGACCUGCUAAAAAUUAAAAGUAAAAAUAGUUACACAUAAAUAUAUUGAAAAAUUAGUUUAAAACUGAUGAAAAUAUCCAAUAAUUUUUACGCUUGCAAUGACAGCCACCAGGUUUGCGUCAUAAAAUUGCCCUCAAGGCUGAAAUUCGCUUUGUUUUGGCAGUAACCGGUGGAGGGAAUUUUAAAAAUUGGAUUUCUUUAUAAACGCUUUUGCGUAUUGUUAUUGCUAUACGUUUUACUGUGCAAAUCAUGUACCAGUGAAUUGGACAAUAUUUUUGCGAGGAGACGACAUAACGACGACGAGCCAAUCACGGUAGAACCACUACGAGAAUGACGACUGAUAUUUCGUCCAGCUAUAGCUGUUCGACUUUGCGAUCCCAGGAAGAUACAUCACCAACGAAACAUCCUGCCAUCAGAUCACUGAAAACCUCCAGAAGAGAUGAGAUAUCAGAGGGGUUUGAUAGCCUUUCAGGACUACUAUCUGACUUGAGGUCAGCUCAAGAUGAUGCCCAGCAAGAAGUAUCGAGGGCGCUUAAAGAGCGCGAUAAGCUGCUAUCAUGUUUGCAAAAUAAGGACGAAAAUGACGACAGGAUGCAAGAUUUCCUGAGCCAGCUGAACGUGGCCGAGUCUCGGUGCAGCAACCUGCACGACCAGCUGGACUUUAUGAAGCAGAUGUACACGAACGCCGAGCGGUGCGCCCGGUCGCGUCGGCAGGCGCCCCGGGACAGCCGGAGUCCCUCCGUGUCGCGCCGGAACAGAAGCCCGACUCCCUGUCGAAGCAACCCCAACAAGAAGGUGCAACAGUACAUUGUGCAGCGUCGCCGGUCGCUCUCCAACUCUACCCACCCGCAGCCGAGCCGCUCGCCGCCGCGGCGCAGACAGAACGCCUCAUCACCAUCGCUGCGCAAUUCGAACCCGUGCACAUCCCGCUCGCCGGGCAGGAAGCCGCCCUGCACCCGGGGAAAACAGCAGACCAGACCCGGUGUCCGUCUGCGCGCCGAGAGCCUGCUUCGACAGGCGGGCGGCGGCCGACGGGACCGGGGCGACGAGACGGACGCCGACGGCGACCACCUCUGGUGUGACAAGACCCGGCCGCGCUCCCGCUCCCGCUGCGCAGGAGGCAUCCUGGCCAACGCCUCCAAAUACGUGCCCGGCUCGGUGCAGGAGCUGCGAGAGCGGUCCCGCGCCGCGUCUCUGGCCUCGCGCUCACGUGCCAGCCGCUCUCCGGCGCCGGCUCGCGGCGGCCGGCCCCGGCGCCGCGCUGCCAGCGAGUCGGUCGGACGCCGGUGCGGUCCCGACUCCGGUAUCGACUCCGACUCCGAGUCGCCGUCUCGGCUGGCGCGCCACACACUGGAGAGGGAGCAGCGGACGCGCACCCAGCGCGAUAAACAGUACCAAAUGGGACGCGCACCGCUGCCCUUCCUGUCAUCGUCGAACACCAACAAGAGCCACCACAUCGGCGCCAACAUCCAGCAUGUGAUGAGCCUGGCCAAGCAGGCGGGCGGCUGCACGCGCUCCGGCGCGCCGCUGCCCGACAUCAAGGUGGGCCGUCUACCGGCGCGCGGCCCCUUCCUUCGCUACCGGCGCAGAAAACCGUUCCGCUACCACGACAAAAUGGAGAUCGACAAGUAUAAGAUCGAGGUGGACCCGCGCAGCUGCGGCCCGGACAACACGGCCGACUUUGCGCGCUACGAGCGGGACCGGCAGGGCUGUGUGAUUGACCACUCGGAGACGCGUGAGAUGACGCGACGCGCCGCCUACCGACCUGCGCCGGCCAACAAGAUGUCCGGGUACGACGAGGACGCCCGCUCAGCGGCGUCCGUCCAGGUGCAAAAGAUGCUCUGCAACCCGGCCACGCUGCGCAAGACCAAGCGCAGUCUGAAACAGCUACUGGAGGAGCUGGCAGAGGAGUUUGCCGGCCUCGAGUGCGUCUGCCAGCAGCUGGAGACGGACAUGGGCCGCGCCGACGGCAGCGUGGACCGGUGUCAGCUGGAGGAGCAGAUCGGCCGGCUGGAGACCAUGAUGGAGGAGCGACGACGCCAGGUCUGCUGUCUGCUCAAACUCUACAAACAGAUCAAGAAGCUGUCGCGAGCCGGUGUGGGCGCCGGGGGCCAGGACGGUAGCAGCGUGCGUGGCAGGAGACUGGUCGGACGGGCCGGCCGCGGCCUGCCCGCCAGGCCGGGACGACCGAUGAGGGUCAACACACGCAUACAGCCCAACAGUGUGCGCCCGCGUGGUGUCACCUUCUCCAUGCAGAAGAACUUCCCUCUGCGCCCGGUGCAGCCGCGCUCGCGGCCGGCCGGCCAGCCGCGGCCGCGCCGCCCGGCCGGCUCCAAGAACGCCGACCCGAUCCACUGUGCGCAGCUCAAGGUGCUGCGCGACAUGCGCAACAUCCAGCGCCGCAUGCGCAUCGAAAUGGGCGAGGAGUACUAGGUGAGGCGCGCGGCGCUGAGCGGCGAGCCGGCCGUCUGGUCCCGUCCCCCGGUGUCCGCUGUGCAAAUUGGCCGCGCGCCGGCCGGCCGGCCACCGCCGAGCCGGCCGGCGGCGGUGUCGAGCUAUCCGUGUCUUUGGUCGAGACGUGAAAUUGCACCCCCCCCCCCGCAGUGGCUGAGGCAACGAAUGACAUCGAAACGAAUGCGUAACGACAUCAAAAGGAGCUGGAGGUAAUAUACCGGUUUUUAGCA